Molecule: messenger RNA, 171 nt
Organism: Dentiscutata erythropus
Lineage: Eukaryota; Fungi; Glomeromycota; Glomeromycetes; Diversisporales; Gigasporaceae
Source: the annotation of a GenBank genome assembly
ACCUGAAGCAAUCAAAAUUACACCUUUCGACCGGGGACGUCGAUGAAGAAAAUAUUGCUUUAGAACAUUCGAAAGUUCGUAUAAACCGUAAAAAAGAGUCGGUAGGAACCGUACAAGACAGUGUGAAAACGCAUGGGAAAGAAGAAGCGACCAAAGUGUUUUUAGACCUAU